Messenger RNA from Rosa chinensis, 1434 nucleotides. RefSeq lists its product as uncharacterized. The transcript has a single exon. Bases 1 to 1434 code for a protein of 477 amino acids. The record is from RefSeq and is a predicted model, not a curated record. Lineage: Eukaryota; Viridiplantae; Streptophyta; Magnoliopsida; Rosales; Rosaceae.
AUGCUCUUAUCAGAACACUCUCGUGAUAGGGCUGUAGGAGGAUCUGUAAACAACCCUCCAUGGUUCGAUGGCGGCUGUGAGAAGUACACGCAGUGGAAGAUUUACAUGAAAUCUUAUCUCUUUGCACAAGAUGAGCAUGCAUGGAACAUCGUUGAAAAUGGCUGGAAAACACCGAUGGUUUCAAGCAAAGGUGAAGGAUCUUCUACAACCAUCCCAAAGCCAAGGAAUGAUUGGACAGAAGAAGAGGUCCAUGAUCUUCAAGCUGAUUUUAAAGCCAAGAAUAGCGUAUUCACAGCUCUAUCUGAACGAGAUAAGCUACGGAUCAGUCAAUGUGACACUGCUAAGCAAGCUUGGGAUCUGCUUCAGAUUACCUAUGAAGGAAACAAAAAGGUACGGGCUCAAAAAUUGCAGAGUCUAAUCUAUGAAUUUGAAACUAUAGCUAUGAGAGAUGAUGAAACUGUAGAUGACUUUCAUGGUAGAAUUCUAAAAAUUGCUAGUCAAUGUCGAAGUUUGGGAACACCAUUUGAAGAUGAUAAACUUGUUAAGAAAAUACUUAGGGCCUUGCCUGAAAAAUUCCAUUCUAAGGUCACUAGCAUUGAGGACUCUUUUGACAUUGAUGUCUGUCCUCUUGAUGAGCUCAUCGGGAAUCUCAAGACCUAUGAAAUGAGGUUGAAACCUGAGAAGAAAACUAAGGGAGUUGCUUUCAAGGCUGUUAAAGAGGUAGAAGAAGAAGAGGAAACACUAGACCUUGCUCUUUUAACAAAGGAAUUUAAAAGGUUUCUCAAAAGCAACAACUCUUCCGGGAAUCCUAAUGCUCCUAGGAAAAACCCUCAUAAUGGGGGUAGCAGUAGUAGUGAUUAUAAUGGUAAGAGUGGGAAAGGAGGCUUCAAGGGAACUUAUUUAGGGAAAACUAAGUGCUAUGAAUAUGGUGGCUACGGUCAUAUCUCUAUUGAUUGUGGCAAUAGGAAACACAAUAAUAACAACAACAAGUCCCUUCUUUCGACAUGGAGUGAUGGUGAGUCUCAAGAGGUAGAAAAUGUGGCUUUUGUAUCAUCGCUUUUGUCUGAUUCUGAUAGUGAUGAGGCCUUUUCUGAUUAUGAGAUAAAUAUCUGCUGCAAACAACUCUACAAGGCUUCGAAGGCCACACUACUUAGAAACUUAAGUUUGGAGAAGGAGAUUAAAUUUCUGAAGACUGCAAAAGAGAAAAUGGAGCUCGUGUUAGAAAACUCACAAUCUAUAUGGGAACAGGAAAGAAGCAAGCUCAUUAAUGAGGUGUCUGACUUGCAAGGUGACCAAGACUCUUUAACUUGGAAGACUGAACAGACUAAGUGUCUUAACAAGAUCAGGAUGCUGGAACUAGAAGUUAGAGGACAGCAAGUUUUGAAUCUAGAUUUGUUAACAAAAAAUGAGUCCCUGCAAGAUGAGUUAAAAUGA